Molecule: messenger RNA, 1260 nt
Organism: Sinocyclocheilus anshuiensis
Lineage: Eukaryota; Metazoa; Chordata; Actinopteri; Cypriniformes; Cyprinidae
Product: probable arginine--tRNA ligase, mitochondrial
Biological process (GO): arginyl-tRNA aminoacylation; mitochondrial translation
Cellular component (GO): cytoplasm; mitochondrion
Molecular function (GO): ATP binding; arginine-tRNA ligase activity
Source: RefSeq, a predicted model, not a curated record
CGCGUGUUCUCAGACACGAGAGAGAGGCUUGUGUGAGCUCAUGGCGUGUUUCUUCAGGAGGAGCGUCGCGCAGCAGCUCGCCAAGGUGUGUGGACUCUCUGAGGACGUGUUCAUCCCGCUCAUCUCUGCAGUGCCCGUGUCGAAGAAACCGUCUGCCGCUGAUCUGUGUGUGUCGGUGAAGCGUCUGCUGCAGGACGGAGCUGUUGCUGCGGAGGGAGACCUGCAGAGCCAAACACAAGCCCUGGCCAAUCAGAUGAAGCUGGAUGCUGUGGUGGAGGAGGUCGUCGCUGGCCGAGGAGUGCUUCACUUCAGACUGAACAAACUCGUCCUGGCACAGAAACUCCUAGAGCAGCUGCGCUCAGAUCCAGACGGGUUUGGUGUGAAGAGUGAGUUUCUGCGUCAUCUGCAGGGAGGAAGGACGCUGGUGGAGUUUAGUUCUCCAAAUAUCGCUAAGAAAUUUCACGCCGGACACCUGCGCUCCACUAUAAUCGGAAACUUCAUUGCCAACCUAAAGAAGGCCUUGGGGAAGGAGGUCAUUCGAGUCAAUUAUUUGGGCGACUGGGGAAUGCAGUUUGGUCUGCUGGGCGCAGGCUUUGAACGCUCCGGCUCUCAGGAGAAGCUGAGGACGCAGCAGCUGGAGCACCUGUUUGAGGUGUAUGUUCAGGUGAACCGCGAGGCCGAGCACGAUGAGAGUGCGUUUCGUGAGAUCACGGUGGACGAAUAUAAACGCAUCUAUCAGCGUUUAGGAGUUGACUUUGACCAUUACUCUGGAGAGGCGUUUCAUCACCAUCAAACCCAGAGUGUGCUGGACGAGCUGACGACCGCAGGACUCUUAAAGACCACCGAGAAGGGCACGGCUGUGGUGGAUCUGUCUGGAGCGGACGAUAUGUCGUCUUACGCCACACUGGUGCGCAGUGAUGGGACGUCUCUGUACAUCACCAGAGAUGUCGCAGCUGCGCUGGACAGGAAGCAGAGGUUCGGCUUUGAUGAGAUGAUUUAUGUGACCGAUAAGAGUCAGACAGGCCACUUCAAGCAGCUCUUUCACAUCCUGCGAGCCAUGGGACACCGGUGGGCAGAGAGGUACACACACACACACUCACACCUCACACACACACACACACACACACACACACACACACACACGUAUAGUCUCGCCCUGACUCAGCAGAACUGUUCAGCAUCUCUGAUCAACACAGCAGUGAUUCAUUACUGAAUGAAUCCACGGUUUUGCAUGCAUUAAAUGAGUAAAUGUGUGUCUGU